Strongylocentrotus purpuratus (purple sea urchin) is the source of this 4351-nucleotide messenger RNA. RefSeq names its product structural maintenance of chromosomes flexible hinge domain-containing protein 1-like. The record is from RefSeq and is a predicted model, not a curated record. The transcript has 31 exons. NCBI's taxonomy places the organism in Eukaryota, Metazoa, Echinodermata, Echinoidea, Camarodonta, Strongylocentrotidae. The coding region runs from base 272 to 4351 and encodes 1359 amino acids. Gene Ontology annotation, biological process: double-strand break repair.
GUCGCUGUUUGCAACGGGAGGAGAGUUCGAAAUUGAGCAGGAGCCUAGAUUGUUGUACAACGAGACAAAGAGCUACCAUCUCAGGAGGCUGGACAGGUUAGCUGAUGAGGGCCAGAUAAAGAAGGCCAUCGAUGAUGAAGAAGGAAAACUUCCAGAGGUUCUUGUCAUAUCUUGGCCUAAGGCAAAUGAGGUCCAUGCAGGAGAGAAACGACCAGCUGGGAAACUCAUAGGUGAAAUCAAAGCUGAGAUCCACAACAGGAAAGGUCAGUCCAUGUCAAGGCUUCCUGGAGUUCAGCAUAACUCUAAGAAACUCAUGGUGGAGUUGAAGAUCAUUUGGCAUUCCGAUUGCGGUGACAAGGUGAUAGUAACCCACAUGGGUCAACAUCACAAGACAUGGGCAUACUCCUUCAAACAGAUGGACAUUGUCGGGAACAUAGGUCCCCAUACCCUGAUCCUGCAGGCAGUACUCAGGGAUGAAGGAGCUACUGACCUCGGAGGACGCCCUCUGCCAUGUCACAAGAUCAAGUUCACAAGUACAGAGGGCCCAUCAAGCAAGUUUAGCAUUGAUAUCCUGGAUCCGCCGUUCAGGGUAGACGUCCCAUUCAACAUCCCUCUUCUGCUACAAGACGAGUUCAAUAAUCCCACCAAGCCAACGCCUAACCUCAAACCAGUACUCGAAGCGAGUGGCCUUGUCAUGAGCUAUGAGAAGGUGGAAAUCGAGGGCAACUCUCUUAUAGUGAAAGAAGUGAAGGCAUCCGGGGUCGUUGGAUCGGCUCAAGGAAAGAAGUUCAACAUGACCGUGACGAUACCUGGACUGGAGAUCCCCACUCAACAACUAAAGAUCAGAAUCUUGCCCGGUGAGCCACACAAGAUCAUUGUGCCAACGUUUGAAGGAACUGGUGACCUCUGCAUAGAGAAUGGCAAAGAGUUUCCUAUAUCUGUGGAGAUCAGAGACAGAGCAGGGAACUUCUCUGUGCACCAAAAUAUUGAAGUCCAGUGCGAGUUUCAUGGUGCGGAUGGGUUGCCUUCAUACAGAGCAGACUGCAGUAACUCAGGAAAGGUUACUCUUACUGGAAACCCUAUCUUCAUCAAGAACAUCUCCAAGAAAUCUCACGAGAUCACUGCCAAAAUUGAACUACCGCACAUGAAAGGAGUCAGCUCUGUAGAGAAAGUCAUUACCGUCAAACCCAGCUCCAGCGCCUGUAAGAUCAAGGUAUUCUUCUGUAAAGAUGACCCAGUCGAGAUAAAACCCCAAGAAGACAUUGAGUGGACGGCCGGACAGAAUACAUCACACAUGCGUUUUACUCUGUAUGACGAGGGUGAAAACCAGAUGAAGAUUACGAAGGAACAGGCAAGCAAAUUCAAGUUCACCUGGUUACGCACCUUCGACACCUCCACCGUCAUGGAGGGGAACUUGCCCCCUAUCAAGGUCCCAAAAUCGGUGGGAGAUAUCAAGUUCUGUCAGCUGAGACUCACAGAUGGAUCGGGCCUGGAGUUUUCCUUCAACAUCAAGCCAAUCCCUGGCGAGGCCAAGCACAUCAAGUGUCAAAGCAAAAAAAGUGUAAAGGUGAAGCUUGGAGAGAUCUUGGAUGGUGAUAUUGUCGUCCAUGUCAUUGAUGAACAUGGGAACAUUAUAAAGAAGCUCCCUCAUGAUUCCCUGAGCAACCUCAGUGUGAAGGCAGAAGAUCUAGACACCAAAGUCCUGCAGAAAACCCUUCUACCUAAUGUGGGCUUCAGUCUUGGGGAUAUCAAGUUUGACGGUUCAAUAGUAGGGGACAGGCCGGUCUUGGUGAAAUACAACGACUUCACAGAUCUCAUCAGUUUAGAGGUGCUUCCUGGCCAACCGGCGCAGCUGCUUGUGAUGGGCUGGAUGCCAGAGGAGACACUGAUAGCAUAUGACGGCGCCAUGAUCAACAAUCCAUUGGGCUUUCAAGUUUGUGAUAAAUCUGGCAAUCCUAUCUCCGAUGUCACCACACCUAUCUCACUGCAGUAUGACAAGGCAUUAAAGGUAUUGUCAACCGCGUCACUGACAGCAAUGCCAUUCGAAGGUGGUCAAGUGACUUUCGGGAAACUUACCAUAUCCGGUCCCUAUGGGAAGUACAUGCUACAUGCAAAGAUGUCCAUGGAAAGGUCAUCCCUAAUGAGUUCUGGUCUCGCUGUCCAACUCAAGCCAGAUCCCAAUAAAGCACGGACUAGGAGUGUCUACAUUGCUGGGGAUCAUUUUCCAGUUGGAGCGGAGCGGAGAGUUCGCUAUCUAACUACGAGAGCCAGCGUCGAACUAACGAAGUCACCGUACAACACCGCUAUUUAUAGUCUCCGAGAGCUGCUUAACGCAUGGUGCGUCCGUAAUCGCGCUCUGAACGCUUACGCCCCAAAAGCUUACUACGCCCUCUACGUUUUCUGCAAGAUAGCUACCUGUGAGCCACAUAAGAUCAUUGUGCCAACAUUUGAAGAAACUGAUAACCUCUUCAUAGAGAACGGCAAAGCGCUUCCUAUAUCGGUGGAGAUCAGAGACAGAGCAGGGAACUUCUCAGUGCACCCAAAACUUGUAGUCCAGUGCAAGUUUCAUGGUGCGGAUGGUUUGCCUUCAUACAAAGCAGAGUGCAGUAACUCAGGAAAGGCUACUCUUACCGGUAGCCCUAUCUUCAUCAAGAAUAUCUCUAAGAAAUCUCAGAAGAUCACUGCCAGAAUUGAACUACCGCACAUGCCAGGAGUCAGCUCUGUAGAGAAAGCCAUCACUGUCAAACCUAGCACAAGUGCCUGUAAGAUCAAGGUAUUCUUCUGCCAACACCAGUACCUUGAUUACCCAAAGAAAAAACCUGUCGAGGUGAAACCCAAAGGAGAUAUUGAGUGGACGGCCGGAGAGGAUACAUCACAGAUCAGUUUUGCUCUGUUUGAUGAGGGUAACAACCACAUGAAGAUUACCAAGGAGCUGGCAAACAAGUUCAAGUUCAACUGGUUACCCAGCUUCAACCCCUCCACCCUCAUGGAGGGGUACUUGCCCCCUAUCAAGGUCCCCAAUACGGUGGGAGAUUCCAAGUUCUGUCAGCUGAGAAUCACCGAUGGAUCAGGCCUGGAGUUUUCCUUCAACAUCAAGCCAAUCCCUGGCGAGGCAACGCAGAUCAAGUGUCAAAACAAAACAAGUACAAAGGUGAAGCUUGGAGAGACCUUGGACGGUGAUAUAGUCGUCCAUGUCACUGAUGCCUAUUGUAACAGUACGAAGAAGCUCCCUCAUGAUUCCCUGAGCAACCUCAUUGUGAAGGCAGAGGAUCUAGACACUAAAGUCCUGCAGAAAGUCCUUCUACCUAACGUGGGCUUCGGCCUCCGGAACAUCAAGUUUGACGCGGUAGGGGUCAGGGUGGUUGUGGUGAAAUACAACGACUUCACGGAUCACAUCACGUUAGAGGUACUUCCUGGUCGACCGGCAAAGCUGCUUGUUAUGGGCUGGAUGCAAAAUGAGACACUGAUAGCAUAUGACGGCGUCCAGAUCAGCAAUCCAUUGGGCUUUCAAGUUUGUGAUGAAUCUGGUAAUGAUAUCUUCGAUGUUGACAAAACUAUCUCACUGCAAUAUGACAAGACACUAAAGGUAUCGUCAACUGUACCUCUGACAGCAAGGCCAGACAGUGAUGGUCGAGUUACCUUUGGGAAGCUUACCUUAUCCGGUCCCUGUGGAAAGUACAUGCUACAUGCAAAGAUGUCCAUGGAAAGGUCAUCCCUAUCGAGUUCUGGUCUCGCUGUCCAACUCAAGCCAGAUCCCAAGAAGGCACAAAAACUUCAGUUGGACUACAGAGAGGGGGAUGUCUACAUUGCUAGGGAUCUUUUUCCAGAUGCCAAGAAGCAGCAACAGAUGUCUCGGCUGUCGAAGGAGAGAGACACACUCACUGCUUCUAUCAGGAGGUACAAAAAAAUGUUUGAAGGGAAACGACAGCUUCUACAGAUUUGCAAAGAAUCUGCUGAAGAUGCUGCUAAGAAUGAGCUCGAGCUACGAGAAGAGUUGAGAAUAUAUGGAGUCCGGGAUGCACAGAUAGCAACGAGAAAAGGAUCGGAAGAAUUAAUGAUAUCUACUCAAAAAUCAAUUGAACAGUUGAGGAACAAACCUAGAAGGAAAUGCGGGAUGCCGCGAUAUGAGACACGGGAUGGUGAAAUACUUGGAAAGGUAGCACACCUGGUUGAGGUAGAAGAAGAGAACGAUGCCUUUGUGUUAUCAUGGCAUAUGGCCUCAGAUAUGAACUGCGUCCUUACCACCACAGUCACUAAAGCUAAGGAGGUCUUUGCUAACACUAGAGGGCUCCAACAGGUUCUACCCAUCGAGUCGAUCUACACAAAUGGCCUGACUGAGUGGGACAAGUGA